Folsomia candida is the source of this 1027-nucleotide messenger RNA. Its product is annotated as gamma-aminobutyric acid receptor subunit rho-1-like. Gene Ontology annotation, cellular component: synapse; membrane; neuron projection. Gene Ontology annotation, molecular function: extracellular ligand-gated monoatomic ion channel activity; neurotransmitter receptor activity; transmembrane signaling receptor activity. The record is from RefSeq and is a predicted model, not a curated record. The transcript is spliced from 6 exons. The coding region runs from base 526 to 981 and encodes 151 amino acids. NCBI's taxonomy places the organism in Eukaryota, Metazoa, Arthropoda, Collembola, Entomobryomorpha, Isotomidae. Gene Ontology annotation, biological process: regulation of membrane potential; chemical synaptic transmission; monoatomic ion transmembrane transport.
AUAAAUAUAUACUCAUUCUACUCAUUAUUUAAGUACUAUUGGUGGAGUGUUUUGUUGGCUGAGUUAAAAAUAAAUAUUCCCGUCAAAAAAACUCUUUCAAAAGUUUGUGAAUAAUUUUGAGCGCUGCGCCUUGUGGUAGGGAAGUAAUUCCAUUAUGAAGGGACGAGCAGGAAAAAGGAAUCGGUUGCUUGUUUUACAAUCCUCCCGAGUGCCACAUCUCCGCUGGACACAGAUUCCGCCCUCAUCGGAGGAGAUCACGACCGACGGGACGAGCUUGUUGAGCCAGGAAACAAUGCAAAUCCCAAAAAUUCCAAAAAUGGCAGUUACACCAUUGGAACAUUAACCAUUCCCGCCGGCUAUGACAAAUUGAUCCUUCCCACGGGCGGUGGUGUGAGCAAUGAGACCCUCGUCAACGUCCAGUUGGGCAUUCGUGAAGUGUUGGGCGUGGAUACGAAAGGGGAAACCGUAGAACUUGACACGGAAGUAGGAGUCAGUUGGAUAGAUUGGGACAUCUGGCUUAAUUUCAUGGAGGACAAGGAGGCCCAGGAAAAGGCGAAGACUAGAGACGAAGAAAUCAUACUGGACUCCGAAGUACUGCGACAUAUCUGGAAACCGGACAUUUAUAUCGAUGAAAUGGCAUCUGUCGAUAGGACCUCGAUUCUCUCCAAAUUAAUCACGUUAAGAUUUCUAGUAAACAAUAAAGCUCUUCCGGGAAUUAUUUCCUUUAAAUCAAGACAAACCUUGAAACUGAGGUGUGACAUGGAUUUUCACUACUACCCCGCCGAUAUUCAGACGUGCGAGUAUAACAUUCGAAGCUAUUCUUACACGCAAGACAAACUCUUCCUCAUGUGGGACCUAGUUCACUCCAUCUACCUGGAUAAAUUGGCCGAUUCCAAUUUUGACUUUCAAAUUUCUUCCGCCGAGCCACAGUGGGCCAGAUUUAUUAAAUUUUGGCCAAAAAUAUAUAUGAGCCGAAUUUGAAGAAAUAAAAAUUAGAUUUUGGUGUGCAACAAUAAUCUAAAGCAUA